GAUUGAUUAGCGCUUAUUUGCGUUUACGAAGUUUUUAUGUGACGAGCUAUUUUUUUCCCUGUUGAAAAUGAAUUGUUAGAAAUAUACUGCAUUCUCCUUUUUCAGAAAAAUGAGUGACCUGGAGGGUAUUAGUUGUCAUAUCGAUGACAGGAUUUCAUCCGUCCAACGCAUGUUGUAUUUAUCAAUUGCAGAAGUACCUCAACAAAAGAUGAAAAAACUUGCAGAAGACCUUGAUGCACUAGAGAGACUUCUGAUGGAGUAUGAAAAAAAUGUUGACCAACACAAAGCGCAACUUGAUCAAUUGAAGGCACUUGAUGAAUUCUUCACAAAUAAUUUGAAGCGUCUCCAACACCUUAAGAACAACGUACCUGCUCAUAUGCCAUCCACAUGCCCACAAAAUGAAAUACAUCUUGAACCGCCUCUGGAACCAGUAAGCAACAAGAGCCAAGCAGCAGGUGUGGAGUCCACCCAGCAGGAAAUUGUUAAAACUGACCUCAAGAAAUGUGUCAAGGAGAUUCUGCCUAUCACAGUGGGCGAGUUUGAAAAUAUCCCUCCGUACAUGAAAGGUCGGGUGUCAUACCAUCAAAUUAACAGUGCCGUGGAGAACAUUAAUGCAGCUGUUGUAGCCAAGUAUAAAAUUGUCCACCAGCCAGUGAAAACUCGCAGCAACCGAGCACGCAACCUGUACCAGCGCUUCAAGGAUCAGGAGACAAAAGAAACCAAAGGUCAGUAUUUUGUGGUGGAGGAAGAUUUGCGUCAAUUCACUCAAAUGAGGGUGGACAAGCGACUUCAGGGAAUUCUGAACAUGUUGCGACACUGCCAGCGCCUGCGGGAGUUGCGAGGAGGCGGCCUUACUCGUUACGUCUUACUAUAAAUUAAUAAUGCUCGGUGUAAGUGCGCUUUCUUGGCAGUAUUUUGGGUUUGUGUUUAAAAGUUCUAUGAAAUGGUAGCUAUGUCAAAAAAAUAAAU
Messenger RNA from Corythoichthys intestinalis (scribbled pipefish), 969 nucleotides. It is a transcript of the gene ska1, whose product is annotated as spindle and kinetochore associated complex subunit 1. Gene Ontology annotation, molecular function: microtubule binding. The transcript has 6 exons. Gene Ontology annotation, cellular component: outer kinetochore; mitotic spindle; spindle microtubule. The coding region runs from base 110 to 874 and encodes 254 amino acids. The record is from RefSeq and is a predicted model, not a curated record. Gene Ontology annotation, biological process: mitotic cell cycle; cell division; chromosome segregation. Lineage: Eukaryota; Metazoa; Chordata; Actinopteri; Syngnathiformes; Syngnathidae.